Messenger RNA from Spirodela intermedia, 938 nucleotides. The record is from the annotation of a GenBank genome assembly. NCBI's taxonomy places the organism in Eukaryota, Viridiplantae, Streptophyta, Magnoliopsida, Alismatales, Araceae.
AUGUAUUACCGGUUCAGUAACACGGUGAUCGGGUACCUGAACCUUCUGACGAUGCUGGCGGCCAUCCCCAUCAUCGGCGGGGGCCUCUGGAUGGCCCGCAGCAGCGCCACCUGCGAGCGGUUCCUCCAGACGCCGCUGCUGGUGGUCGGCUUCGUCGUCCUCCUCGUCUCCCUGGCCGGCUUCGUCGGCGCCUGCUUCAACAUCGCGUGGGCGCUCUGGCUCUACCUCUGCGUCAUGCUCCUCCUCAUCGGCGUCCUCCUCGGCCUCACUGUCUUCGGGUUCGCCGUGACCAGCCGCGGCGGCGGCACCCAGGUCCCCGGCCGGGUCUACCGCGAGUACCACCUCCAAGACUACCACCCAUGGCUCCGUUCCCGCGUUACCGACUCCGGGAGCUGGCUCGCCUUCCGUAGCUGCAUCGUCUCCUCCAAGGCCUGCGCCAUGGUCGCCUCCUGGACCCCUCUCGACUACAUGGAGCGCAAUCUCUCCCCCGUCCAGGUCCGCCAUCUCUCUUCUUCUUCUCCUCGUCUUCUUUGUGGGUCCUGACGGGUGCCGCCGACCGCUCCGUGGGCGGAGUUCAGUCGGGGUGCUGCAAGCCGCCGACGUCGUGCCAGUACGGGGAGGGAGCCAGCGCGGCGGCGCAAGACGGGGACUGCUACCGGUGGAGCAACGAGGCGGCGGUGCUGUGCUACGAGUGCGAUUCCUGCAGAGCCGGCGUGCUGGAGCAGGUGAGGCGGGACUGGCACAAGGUAACGGUGCUGAACGUGGUGGUGUUGGCCUUCCUGGUGGGCGUCUACUCCGUCGGCUGCUGCGCCUUCCGCAACGCCCGCCGCUCCGGCGCCGACUUCCCCCUCGGCGAGAACCGCAUGUCGAAGGUCCGCCCCCGCUGGGACUACUACUGGUGGCGCUGGUGGUACGACCGCAAGGACCAGCUCUAUUAG